Penicillium bovifimosum is the source of this 1218-nucleotide messenger RNA. RefSeq lists its product as uncharacterized. Gene Ontology annotation, molecular function: alcohol-forming very long-chain fatty acyl-CoA reductase (NADP+) activity. The transcript has a single exon. The record is from RefSeq and is a predicted model, not a curated record. Gene Ontology annotation, biological process: long-chain fatty-acyl-CoA metabolic process. NCBI's taxonomy places the organism in Eukaryota, Fungi, Ascomycota, Eurotiomycetes, Eurotiales, Aspergillaceae. Bases 1 to 1218 code for a protein of 405 amino acids. Gene Ontology annotation, cellular component: peroxisome.
AUGGAAGUCGAAUGGUUUCGAGGACAGGUCGUCUUCCUGACGGGAGCAACCGGAAACCUCGGCGGUUGUCUUGUGUACAAGCUGGCGACUCAGCUCCCAACCGCCAAAAUAUUCGUUUUGGUGCGGGGUUCUGUCCAGAAGGCGCUUGAAGCAUGGGAGCAGUCGAUGCCAGAGCAAGUGGAGGACGUAAUCUCUACUGGCAAGAUCCAAUUCCUUCUGGGUGAUAUGAUCCAACCCAACCUUGGUCUAUCAUCUGCCAAUGUAUCACGCCUCUGUAAUGAGGUAACGGUGGUUAUCAACGCUGCUGGUGAUAUUGCUUUAUCGCGCAGUCUUGCGGAAACCAUGCCAAUCAAUUGCAUUGCGCACCUGACAUUAGCUGGGCUACUAGACAGCUUCACUCAGUUGAAGCGAUUCCUCCAUAUAUCAACCACAUAUGCGACCAGCUUUCUUCCAGACGGCGUGGUCAAGGAGCAAAUCUACCCCUUAUACGAAGACCCAGUUGAGGAGUUCAGGAAAAUCCUCGUGACAGGAGAGUCAUCCUACACCAAAAAGUUCGCGGCGCCCUAUGCAUUGGCCAAACACCUUGCGGAAUGUUUACUUUCGAACGGCGACCACAAGUUCCCCAUUCUCAUCGUGCGGCCUUGCCUCAUUUCACCAGCAAUCGAAGACCCGUACCCACUCUACGGCAGCGACGGCGCAAUACCCGCCCAUUCCUUCAUUCAGAUCCUGCUAAAAGACUCAGAGUACGGGCCUUUGCAACUCGAGAAGGAACUCCCCUCGCAAGUAACCAGCAAUGAAAUUCCAGUUGACCUCGUCGCGCGUGUCUGUCUGGCUCAUGUCGCUCAAGGCACGACGGGUGUGGUCCAUGCCAGCGCUGACCUGUACAUGGCCCGAACGAUCGGGGAACUUUUGGAGCUUAUGCACCGUUAUGCGCCACCUGGAUCGGAAGAUCGGAUUCGGAAAGCUGGGAUUGAUCAGGGAGAUCUUACGGCUCCUGAUUUCUUCAAUAUGAUCCAACAGUUUGCUCGAAACUGGAAAAUUGAGUGCGCACGGUCUGCCCACUUGAAGAAAUUGCCCGGUCCGCUCGGGCUCGACCUUGCCGAUCACGACCCUGAGGAUUUUUUUAGACGUCGGACUGAGCUGUUGGCUAAGGUACUUUUUGAAAAACUGGACAAUGCCACCCAAGCAGCCAGCAAAUUCCAUCCGAAUAUGUCUUAG